AUGAAUUCUCGAGAACACGCAUCUCAAGAAGCUACAAGAAGCCGAGAUGUAUCGAACACCACUUCUCUGGACCGCCGCACCACCGCGAGCACCUACGACUCGAACCAGCGACAUAGCUUUGCUAGUAGCGAAACGGGAGAAUCGAGCAGGGCCGCAAGCAACCGUGGAAGCCUCACGACUGAGCCUACAGAUGUGGUAGAUGAGGACGUGGUCCAAGGCAAAGGUGGACUAGAUUUGAGCAUUGCUGCUCGUGAUGGAAAGGGAAGUCACAGAAGCCAUCGCAGUAAAGGGAGCGGUGGCUUUUUAUUGUCACACAAUACAUUUGAACCGCCGUCCCAAGAGCUAUCGAGCAAAACUAUAGACGAAGACAAUCGAAUGCGCCAGCGUCCUUCUACCAGGGAUCGCAAAGGAAAAACGCCAGUCCGAAGUCCCGAAAAAAGACACACGAAGACGAAAUCGGGUCUGGGACUUAGAGUUCAGAGCAGCCCCCUCUCAACAAAUGUCACGUCGGCGCCAGCUACCGGCGGGCUAGAGACUGCGCCGACACACAAGGACAAUGGUGGGAAUGAGAUGACAGAAGACAAAGUGAAUGCCAAUCCACUCGAUGUAGAUUCUGCUCAGAUUGUUAGCUUGGCAUUGAACCUCAAUGAAAGUCGACGAAAUGCUGCUAGACGAAAUGUUUCAACUCCGCUACCACCCCUCACACCAGGCUUUACAGAAGGUUUCGCUGGUGGCAGUCUGCGCCAUCAUCUACAACAGCAGAGGAGGGUGUCGAGAAAUAUAUCACCCAAGCCAGCCCGUGGCGAACGAGCUGUAACAGCCUCUCCACGAAUUACUUCUGCCCAAAGACUUGCGAGCCCGUUACAACCAGCUUUUGAUCCGCAGGGAGAUGGAGGUUACAGGUAUCAGUUUUCAGCGUCAACAUUGGCCAGGGCGGAGAAAGCGAAAACCGCAAUCGAGCUCAUGGCUCAAUAUCGUCGAGUGCUUCUCUAUGUGCCUCCACUCAAGCCACAAGGAGACCGAAUGGGGGGAAGUGAUCGUGGAAACUCUUCAGAAGCCACUACGUCAGCUCCAACCUCUCGUGUGGCUUCUUCUACAUAUGCCGCUCCCCUGCCAUUAGGACGACCAUAUAAUCCACUUCAGUAUGUUCGAAAUCGAAAGAUGCGUCUGAGGACUGGUAGAGCUAUCAAUGGAGAGGAGCAGGGUUUUGGAGAUCUAGCCAAAGUCUCAUCUUGGGUCGACCAGGUAUUGACGGAAGCAUCGUCUGCAGAGUACCAAGCUGCGGAUUGUUUGCCCAUGCCUCCGUUCUCAAAGGCUGCCAAAGAAGCCGCAUCACCACAUACUUCUCCGUCGUCUAACCAUGGCAAAGGGCACUCUUCUGCACCUAAAGUGAAACGGCCUAGGAAUGACUGGAUUAUUGAUCCGAAAGAUUUGCUGGCGGACCUGUAUUGGCUGGAACAGGAAGACAACAAGAAAUUCAUUGAGGACAGUCAUGGCAGAAAGAUAUUUCCUCAACAGGUUGAUCUCAAGCGUCCAAUAUCGAAGCAAGGUAAUGGAAAUAGUUCCCAGUUCAACUUCAAUAGUCGGAUCAAAGAUCAGGCUUCGGGCUUGGAUCUCUACGUCGAUACCAAAAUGCCAGAAUUCAUGCAAAUCAAAGCUGAGUCUGACAAGCAUUCUGAUGGUGCUGUUUCAAAAGCAAAAGAUAAGCUGCGGCAAGUUCGGCAUGCUGCUGGUCUACCGCAUGGUAAUAAUGGUUCUGCACAACCUGGACGCCAAACGCAACAAUAUAUUAGCCGGUCUGAUUCAGACUCUGCUGACAGCAGUCAACUGCGUCGCUCGAGAAGAAAACGCAGUGGUACUGCCGAUAGCAAUGAUCUGGGUACUGAUAUUCUAGAGAAGCAAAUGAUGGAAAUGCUGGCUAGAGAGAAUGAGGAUGGAAACUGGAACUUAAGCGAGAGUGGGACUGCUGACACAAGAGAGAAGAAAUCGACACCAUCUCACACGGACGGAGUCAGAGAACCCGCUCAAACAUAUCGAGAUAGGUCGGCGAGUCAAGAUACAUCUGGUUCUAUAGUGAAUAAGCACCAGAAAAGAGACUCUCUUGUACAUUCGUCGUCUGGUCGAGCCAGUCUGGAAGUACCAAUGCAAGGAGGUCGACCACGGCGCUCUUUAGACGAAUUCGACAGCACGGCACCAAGUUCGCCCGAAGCCAGACCUUUUCGAACUUCAAAUGCCUUCGUCCCGACAGUGGAGUUGUCACAUGCCCAGAGUCGACACGCAUCUCCGUCUAGAACGCCUCUAUCGAAGGUUAAGAAUAAGAUAAAUCAGUUCCAUGACUCUCACCAUAAACGCGUGUCAUUGGAUGAACCGCCGAGAUUGGAUUCUAGUGGAAAUGUACCCGAAACACCUAGUCCAGGUGAAAGACGAAAACGUUCAAUAAGUCCUUUCAAGAGUUCAUCGUCUAAAAAGACUGACGAGAGUGCACGACCUGCUCUAAAGAACACAGGGAGCGUACGGAGGAGCAAGCUGGAGGAAUCAGGGAUCAAAGGAUUGUUCAAAGGCCGUAAUCCCGUCUCUAGGGUUGGCGAUUUCGUCUGGAAGACUGCCAAAGAACAAAUACCCGGCUUGUCAUCGGGUUACUCAAGUGAUGAUUCUGAACUUGACGAGCCUAGCCCACCAUCAGUAAGACCAAAGAAAGACUCCAAUGCGAGCUCAGUUGGCGCGGCGGAUGAUAAUGCUGCGACUGAUUUACCCAAGGAGAGAGCGACAUAUACACGGGAUUUACCAACUUUUACUUCACCAUUCGAAGGUCGUGGACGAACCAUCAGAAAUAAGAAUACUGAAUCAACUUCGAGUUCGGAUCCGCUAGGUCGAGAGUCUAAGAAAGCCAUAGCUCGCUCCACUGGACUUGAGCCGCCUCCAAGAAUCGACAUUCAAAGUGCGUCUCCAACUUCAUCACCAGACCCAAAUGGCUCGAACCGACGGAAACGAGAUUCUUCCGUUUCAGACACCGAUAUCUCUCGUCGACAGAGUCUUGCCUCUGGCUCUCGACUCAAUGAAAUCCUCGGUAGCCCUGGUCAUCGACGCAACGCUCUCCCCAUGACCGGCCUAGCCAAUCUCGAAGUAACCAACGAUCGAACCUCCAUCGACAGCCAACGCCAAUGGAGCAUCUCCGACCGCGCCCCCUCCGUCCACCGCGGUCCCAUGAGCAAACGAGAAAUCGCCCGCGUCCGCGCCCUCCUCCUCAGCUCCGGCAUCAAAGCCAAGGAAAUCACUCGUCGCGCCGCCGAACCCCAGGACCUUAACACCACAACCGACCCUCAUUACGCCGGCAUUUCCAAAUUCGCUCAUGCCCCUAUCAGCCCCGUCCCGAAAAGCCAACAACACAACCUCGCGGCCCACAUUCUCGAGACUGAUAUCCACAACUCCUCGGAGAUGUGGCAAGCGUCUACAGAUCACUUCAUCGGCACAUCCAUUCAGAAACUCUUCGACGAUAUCAACGCCCUCCGCUCUAAAGUAAACGAGGGCAUUACGAAUAUGGCCCGCACAGCAGCGGACGAAGCGGACGAGGUCAGCAAGGAUCUAGUCACCAGUCAGACGUUAGCGGUCAAGGCGAUCACGGAUAAGAUGGACACGAUGAUGCGCCGACGACGACGCAGGUUCAGGUGGUUGAGACAGGGGGUUUGGGUCGUGGUUGAGUGGGCACUGGUGGGGGUUAUGUGGUAUGUCUGGUUUUUGGUCGUGCUUGUUAGGGUUGUUAGGGCGGUUUGGAUGGGGGGGUUAGGGUGGUGA
Messenger RNA from Glarea lozoyensis ATCC 20868, 3792 nucleotides. RefSeq lists its product as uncharacterized. NCBI's taxonomy places the organism in Eukaryota, Fungi, Ascomycota, Leotiomycetes, Helotiales, Helotiaceae. The record is from RefSeq and is a predicted model, not a curated record. Bases 1 to 3792 code for a protein of 1263 amino acids. The transcript has a single exon.